AUGACUGUUACUAAAACAAGAAUUUUAAGCGGACAUGUUACUUUAUUGCUAUGGAAAAUAAUUAGUAUUAAAGAAAGUUUAACUGUUCAAGACUUAUUUGAAUACAUAGUUAACCAAUAUGUUUCACAGCUAAAGGAAGAAAUAUUAGAAACAAUAGAAGUGCACUGUUCAGAAACAAAAGAACAAGUUGGUGAUGAAAUUGAAUUAGAAUGUAUAAUUUAUGAUGUAGUUAAUAUUUUUGCUAAUGAUAAUAACUCUCAACCAGUCAACGCAUUUGAAAUUUUAAAAGAUGCUGCAAAAAAACGCCAUUUGCCUACUUUUAAUUUUUCAUUACAAAACUCCAAAUCAAAUGAUAAAUUAAAACUGGAUAUUCUUUCAUACAUCUCUUCUCAUAAAGGUGGAUGGACUUGUGAUGUUAUACCUACAGGAAAAAAAUUUAUUAGAGAAUUGUCAGAUGUUUUAUGGUAUAUCAAUAAAUGUGGAAAUAAAACAUUUAAUAAUAGAUAUACCAUACCAGUAGAAUUCUUUCAAUUUGUUGGUCGAUAUAAUCCU
Molecule: messenger RNA, 552 nt
Organism: Funneliformis geosporum
Lineage: Eukaryota; Fungi; Glomeromycota; Glomeromycetes; Glomerales; Glomeraceae
Source: the annotation of a GenBank genome assembly